AGUUACUUCAUCCAGCAAUUGCAACCUGUUGAGGCAGAAGUUUUCUUCACUCUUGAAUGAUAAGGAUAAAGAGGAGCGCUUGCAUUGAGGAUGUAAAUCUACAUCUAAACCCGCGUAUAAUGCAGAACCGGCUUUGGAUCGGGAAUGUUGCGCUUUUGUUUUUACGCACGGCGCAUGGAGAUCUUUCAGGUGCUUCACUGAUCAUUAGGCACCGCCAGGCGUCUGUGUUCGAUCUACCCUGAGAUGAUCGAUAAUUUGAUGCCAGACUGGCUGGAAGUAACGUGACGGUUCAGAUCGCGAUGAAAGCGCUGCUCGUGCUGUGCGCGGCGCUCGCGGGCGCAUGGAGCAGCAGAGACUGUCCCGCGCUGAUGAUUGACAGCUGUCACUGCGCCGCGGAGAGAUCAAAGGAGUUUAACAGGCAGAGCGUGCGCGUGAAGGUUGUGUGUGAUGAUGCGGACCUGACGGAAACCAUGCAACCCGGCUCUUUACCCAACACGACGGUGUCACUGAUCCUGAGCAACAAUAAGAUCUCGGCGCUGAAGAAUAACUCUUUCCUCGGCCUGCGAGCUCUGGAGAGGCUGGAUCUCAGCAGUAAUCUCAUUAGCAGAAUCAGCCCCGGCGCCUUUCAUGACCUGACGGCUCUGAGGAGAUUGGAUCUUUUCCAACAACAGGAUUGGCUGUUUCUCUGCUGAUAUGUUUCUUGAUCUCGGCCGUCUCUCCAAACUGAAUUUGUCUGGGAAUAUCUUUUCCACGCUGCCGGAGGGUUUGUUCACACACGCCCCGUCUCUCAGAGCGCUGCACGUGGGCACAGACUAUCUGCUCUGUGAUUGUCAGCUGCGCUGGUUGUUGUCGUGGAUCAGAUCUCAGGCGGUGCGUGUGGGGAAUUAAUCUGUAUGCGUGUAUCCGGCUCGUCUUCAUGGACUGGAGCUGCGCAGUCUUCAGGAGCAGCAGUUCA
Molecule: messenger RNA, 955 nt
Organism: Sinocyclocheilus rhinocerous
Lineage: Eukaryota; Metazoa; Chordata; Actinopteri; Cypriniformes; Cyprinidae
Product: adhesion G protein-coupled receptor A2-like
Exons: 6
Coding region: 300-692 (130 amino acids)
Cellular component (GO): plasma membrane
Molecular function (GO): protein binding
Source: RefSeq, a predicted model, not a curated record